Messenger RNA from Trichophyton benhamiae CBS 112371, 1659 nucleotides. RefSeq names its product F-box domain and ankyrin repeat protein. The record is from RefSeq and is a predicted model, not a curated record. The coding region runs from base 1 to 1659 and encodes 552 amino acids. Gene Ontology annotation, molecular function: protein binding. The transcript is spliced from 2 exons. NCBI's taxonomy places the organism in Eukaryota, Fungi, Ascomycota, Eurotiomycetes, Onygenales, Arthrodermataceae.
AUGGACCUAUAUGGGUUUCCAAAGGAGAUAUUUACUCUGAUCAUUGAGGACCUAGUGCUCGAGGUCGGGUUUGUGAAGGCAGUACGACUCAGAUUAGUUGACAGCCAUUUCAACAGGGCCAUUUUGUUUGCCCUUUGUGAUCGACAGAUUAUCAAUGUUUUCGAUCCGAGGGUUUCUCUGCUGCACCUCAUAACUUCACCACUUCUGGGGAGAAUUCUCUUAACAAAGUCACGCUCAAAGGCAGCGACCAGAAUUGUUGCCCUUCAUGUGAUUGCAACGGUUAAUCGAGAAUUGGACAAAUUAACUGGGUGUACAGAACAACACAGGCCCGAGCAACAUCUAAAGAUCAGUACAGCUAUUGCUGCGUAUCCCGUCGGUGUUUUCGGCUUAUACGAGGAAUUCGAAAAAUUUUUCGUUCAGCAAGCGCACAGCCUUCCUUGGGAAGAAUCUAGAAUCGGUCAUCUCUCCGUUGAUCGCACAUUGAUACCCGCCACUAUGGACCGAGGACACACUAUCUUUUGUGGAGCUAUUGUGCUUGGGAAUCUAUCUCUCGUCAAAUCCAUGGCCUCUUCAGUGGACAUCAAUACGGUGAAUUACUUCUUUGGCCAGCCAUUAGGUCUUGCCUCUAUUUGGGGAUACUAUGACAUUAUGCAGUAUCUUCUUGAUCAGGGUGCCAAUCCGCAUUGGGUUGCAAAACGACGUGAUAUCGUUCCUAGUUACCCUUUUCACAUUGGGUUAAGAAAAUUUGAGUAUAAGUGUCCAGGAGGAAGUGCCUUAGCCGCCGCUGUGCUUGGCGGAAAUAAGAAGAUUGUGUCUCUACUUUUGAAGCCAGAGCUCCGACUCCCGGAUGAUGAAUCUGAAUACUUCAGGGCCAUACUAUCUGCGGUUCGUAUAGGCCGUUCGGAUUUGAUCGAUCAACUUCUACAGAUAACAGGGAGAACUCUUAGUGAUUAUGAAUAUUUGCGAGAAGCUAUGCUAUGGGAGGCAGUUUAUCACAACCAAGAGGGAAUUGUGCGACUACUCCUGGACCAUGGUGCCAACCCCAACCACAUGCUAUACCCGGACAUGAUGCCUAGGUAUCCCCUUCAUGUUGCUGCCAUGCUAGGACAUGAUCGGCUGGUACAUAUGCUGCUAGAAGAUGGAGCAGAUAUGUACGUGGAUGACCUAGGACAUAUGCCCAUCAUCUACGCUGCUCGAGCAGGGCAGGUGGAAGUCAUUAAAGUAUUGGUCCGGCACGGCGAGAAAUUCGAGCAUGCCUUAUCUCCAGCUGCGUCCAGAGGGCAAGUUCACCUGAUAAAGUACCUCCUUCAUAUCGGAGUAGAUAUACACUAUCGAGAGUCUGGCCAUCUGGUUGGGGUGGGUUUACAAGCACUCUUUUCGGCUAUAUUAUGUAAAAAUUUGGCUAUCAUCUCCCUGUUAGCCGCUGCUGGUGUUCCUCUCAAUAAUGAUGACACUGAUAUAUAUGAAGAUCCUAUAUGGGCCGCAAAGGCUCAUGGAGGGGAAUGGGUUCUUAAACAUUUGCUAUCUCUGGGUGCUGAGGACAGAGACUAUCCGGGGGAUAAGCAGGUGGCAGACCCGGAUUGCUUGAUUUAUGAACGGCUUGGGCGUGGACUAUGUGACGUUAACCCAACGACCUGGAAAUGGCAGGGUAAGUAUUAA